AUGCACAGCACUUGCUCUGAAAUUUGGGGACUGAGUACAUCAAACACGAUAGAUCAGUGGGAUACAACAGGCCUUUACAGCUUCUCUGAACAAACCAGAUCCCUCGAUGGCCGCCUGCAGGUCUCUCACCGCAAAGGGCUCCCACAUGUCAUCUACUGCCGGUUGUGGCGCUGGCCAGACCUUCACAGUCACCAUGAACUCAAAGCAAUUGAAAACUGUGAAUAUGCUUUUAAUCUUAAAAAGGACGAAGUAUGUGUAAACCCUUAUCACUACCAGAGAGUGGAGACACCAGUCUUGCCUCCUGUACUAGUGCCCCGGCACACCGAGAUCCUAACGGAGCUCCCUCCUCUCGAUGACUAUACCCAUUCCAUUCCUGAAAACACUAAUUUUCCAGCUGGAAUUGAGCCACAGAGCAACUACAUCCCAGAAACACCACCUCCAGGAUAUAUCAGUGAAGAUGGAGAAACAAGUGACCAGCAGUUGAACCAAAGCAUGGAUACAGGACCUCCUGCUGUUUCUAGUCCUCUUUCCCCAGUCAAUCAUAGCCUGGAUUUGCAACCAGUUACUUACUCGGAGCCUGCGUUUUGGUGUUCAAUAGCAUAUUAUGAAUUGAAUCAAAGAGUGGGAGAAACCUUCCAUGCAUCACAACCUUCCCUGACUGUAGAUGGUUUUACAGAUCCAUCAAAUUCAGAACGAUUUUGUCUAGGUCUGCUUUCCAAUGUCAACAGAAAUGCUACAGUGGAAAUGACAAGAAGACACAUAGGAAGGGGAGUCCGUCUCUAUUACAUCGGGGGAGAAGUUUUUGCCGAGUGCCUCAGCGAUAGCGCCAUUUUUGUUCAGAGCCCCAACUGUAAUCAAAGAUACGGCUGGCAUCCUGCAACGGUGUGCAAAAUUCCACCAGGAUGCAAUCUAAAAAUCUUUAAUAACCAAGAAUUUGCUGCUCUUCUGGCUCAAUCUGUGAAUCAGGGUUUUGAAGCAGUUUAUCAGCUUACUAGAAUGUGUACUAUAAGAAUGAGUUUUGUUAAAGGAUGGGGAGCUGAAUACAGACGACAGACAGUAACAAGCACUCCUUGCUGGAUUGAGCUUCAUCUGAAUGGACCUCUACAAUGGUUGGACAAAGUAUUGACUCAAAUGGGCUCCCCUUCAGUACGCUGCUCCAGCAUGUCCUAAAACAACUCCUUCCCUUUACCACUGGGCUUAAAAAUCAAGUCCAAUCAACAGACUUAAUAUAACAGCUCGUCUGUCAUAGUAUUUGUGUGUGGUCCCCAUGAACUGUUUACUAUCCAAAAAGGUUUCUACAAAAAAAAAAGGAAAAAAGAAAAGAAAAGAAAAACAGCACUUGAGGUCUCAUCAGUUAAAGCACCUUGUGGAUUCUGUUUCCUAUACUCUGAUACUAGAUGAAAAUGUAGUGUAUAGAAAUGCCUUCUUCAGAAAGAAGAAGGGGACAGUUCUAAAGAUUCUUAAUGGUGUUUUUAUUGGGUAUAUAAUUGAGUGUCCUAAUGGUUUAUCAAUAACAUGAAUAGCUAAGUAUAUGUACAGGUAAUGUAUCAUGAUCUCAAAUAUCACAGUAUUGUGCUGUUCUACAUUUUAGUUCCCAUAAAUAGUUGUUUGUUGGUUUUUUUUUUAUUAGGGCAAACCUCAUAAAAUUCCAAGAUUCUUCUCCUUUAUUCUUUUAUAUUUUUUUAUAUAAGCAGGUUUUUGAGUUGUCCUCAA
This is a messenger RNA of Chaetura pelagica (chimney swift), 1713 nucleotides long. Its product is annotated as mothers against decapentaplegic homolog 2-like. Gene Ontology annotation, cellular component: heteromeric SMAD protein complex. Gene Ontology annotation, molecular function: DNA-binding transcription factor activity, RNA polymerase II-specific; RNA polymerase II cis-regulatory region sequence-specific DNA binding; I-SMAD binding. The coding region runs from base 1 to 1170 and encodes 389 amino acids. NCBI's taxonomy places the organism in Eukaryota, Metazoa, Chordata, Aves, Apodiformes, Apodidae. The record is from RefSeq and is a predicted model, not a curated record. Gene Ontology annotation, biological process: cell differentiation; transforming growth factor beta receptor signaling pathway; regulation of transcription by RNA polymerase II. The transcript is spliced from 10 exons.